Messenger RNA from Juglans microcarpa x Juglans regia, 2340 nucleotides. RefSeq names its product 26S rRNA (cytosine-C(5))-methyltransferase NOP2B-like. The record is from RefSeq and is a predicted model, not a curated record. Gene Ontology annotation, molecular function: RNA binding; rRNA (cytosine-C5-)-methyltransferase activity. Gene Ontology annotation, cellular component: nucleolus. The transcript is spliced from 17 exons. Lineage: Eukaryota; Viridiplantae; Streptophyta; Magnoliopsida; Fagales; Juglandaceae. Gene Ontology annotation, biological process: maturation of LSU-rRNA; rRNA base methylation.
ACCCCAAAAAAUAAUAGCAGCCCUUCAAAAUUUGAGUCUCUUCUCUUGUUCUUUUUCUUUCUCAUAAACCCUAAACCCUAGCCGAAGAGCUAGGACGACGAAGACGACGACUAAAGCCUGAUACCCUAGCCUCUCUCUGUCUGAGAAAUAAAACCUGCUCAUCCUCUGUUUCCACAGCUAUAAUGGCCGGUAAUAAGAAAAAGGGUGCUAAAUCACAAAAGUCCCCAUCUAAAAACAAGCAAAAGAGUGAGCUUUUUACUGCUAAGCUCGCAAAGGAAGAUGAAUUUUCCGAGCAUUCUGAUAGUCCGGACGAAGAAGUAGAGGAACAUGAGGUGUUUGACGGAGAUAAGCAAGAUUUUGGUUCGGGUUCAGAAAUCUCUUCUGAUGGGGAUGAUCCAUUAGCUGAUGAUUUCCUCCAAGGAAGUGAUGACGAAGAGAAGGGUUUGGGCUCAGACUUGGGUUCAGAUUCAGACGAAUCUGAUAUUGAGGAGAAGUCCAGAGCUAUUGAUGCUGAAAGGGAUAGGGCAGAAAAAGAAGCAGUGGAGGAAAUGCAGCUCAACAUUAAAGAGGAAUCUGAUGAGUUCAGAUUGCCAACCAAGGAGGAGCUUGAAGUAGAGGCACAUCGCCCCCCUGAUCUUCCAAAUCUCCAAAGGCGGAUAAAAGAGAUUGUUCGAGUGCUUUCGAACUUUAAGGCCUUGAGGCAAGAGGGGACAACAAGGAAGGAUUACAUCGAGCAGUUUAAGAAGGAUUUAAGUUCAUAUUAUGGCUACAAUGAUUUCCUAAUUGGGGCUUUAGUGGAGAUGUUUCCAGUUGUUGAACUUAUGGAAAUUAUUGAAGCCUUUGAGAAGCCUCGACCCAUAUGUUUGCGAACUAACACUUUAAAGACACGGAGGCGGGAUUUGGCAGAUGUUUUGAUAAACAGAGGAGUAAACCUAGAUCCCUUAAGCAAGUGGUCAAAGGUUGGACUGGUUGUAUACGAUUCACAAGUGCCCAUUGGUGCGACUCCUGAAUAUAUGGCUGGUUUCUACAUGCUCCAAAGUGCAAGCUCUUUUUUGCCUGUCAUGGCCCUUGCUCCUCAAGAAAAGGAACGAAUCGUUGACAUGGCGGCUGCACCUGGUGGCAAAACAACUUAUAUUGCUGCUCUUAUGAAAAAUAGUGGAAUUCUUUUCGCUAAUGAGAUGAAGGCACCAAGGCUUAAGUCACUCACUGCAAAUCUGCAUCGCAUGGGGGUGACAAACACUGUUGUUUGUAACUAUGAUGGAAGGAGGUUUCUCCCCAAGGUUUUGGGUGUCAACACGGCAGAUAGAGUUUUGCUGGAUGCCCCUUGUAGUGGGACUGGGGUUAUAUCUAAAGAUGAGUCAGUUAAAAACUCGAAAAGCUUUGAUGAAAUACAGAAAUGUGCCCACUUGCAGAAGCAAUUGAUACUUGCCGCAAUUGACAUGGUAGACGCCAAUUCAAAAACUGGGGGAUAUGUUGUUUACUCUACCUGCUCCAUAAUGGUUACGGAGGUUUGUUUAUAAGGACAACCUUGAAUAUUGGAAAUUACACUUGCCCCCUCCCCUCUUUUCUUUUCUUUCUCAUCAUCAGGUUGCAUCUUGCAGAAUGAAGCAGUUGUUGACUAUGCACUCAAGAAGAGGAAUGUUAAAUUGGUGUCUUGUGGGCUUGACUUUGGGCGUCCAGGCUUUAUUCGCUUUAGGGAACAACGCUUACACCCAUCUUUGGAAAAGACAAGGCGUUUCUAUCCUCAUGUUCACAAUAUGGAUGGCUUUUUUGUGGCAAAGUUGAAAAAAAUAAGCAAUUCAAAGCCAGCUGCAGAACCUGCUGAGCUCUCAGAAACGGUGGAGCAGCAAGUUUCAAGUACAAAUGAAAAUGACGGUGGAGAGAAUGCCGAGGAAUUGACAGCUGGAACUACGAAAGAAAUUGGGGCUUUGGAUAAUGGCGUUGUUGAAAAUGGCAAAGAAGAAUCACGGGCAGCUGCCAACCAGGGAAAGAAAAGGAAAUUCCCAUCAAGAGAGGAGAAGGGGAAGAAAACAACAUUUCCAUCAAGAGAGGAGAAGAGGAAGAAAAGGAAAUUUCCAUCAAGAGAGGAGAUCUCGAAAGCAAGGGAAGAGAAGAGAAGAGCUUUCAGGGAAAAAAAGGUUGCACGAAUCACCAGCAGCAGCAAGAGUCAUGGUGGUUAAUUUACUAAUGGGUAAGUUGUUCAAGCAGCCAGCAAGACUGUUUGCAUUGAAGGGGCGUUCACCAGAGAAGCUCACGUUCCCUUUUGCAAUGUGAUCGCAACAGAACUAGGAAAGGAUCUGGCUCAAGAAAUAUCUCCUGCUUAGUGCUUAUAAGUCUUUU